AUGGACUUGCAAGGCUGGUAUACCAAGCUUUCCUAUGGCAAAGCACUUGGUGAUGAACUGACAAACGCGACCAAUUCGGAUAUGAGUGUUCUUCUCGAAACCUCUCUUGGAGAUAUCGUCAUUGACUUGCUGACCGAGUCUUCUCCGGCGGCAUGUGAGAACUUCUUGAAGCUAUGCAAAAUCAAGUACUACAAUUUCUCGCCAGUUCAUAGUAUUCAGAAAGGCUUUUCGUUCCAGACAGGCGAUCCGAUAGGUCCCGAUUCACCAGAGAGCGAUGGGGGCAGUUCAGUAUGGGGAGUCAUCAACGGACCCUCGCAGAAAAACUUUUCAAUUCGCUUUCCACCAAAAUUAAAGCAUUCAGAGCUCGGGACAGUGAGCAUGGCAACAAUCCCAUCGACAAGAGACCCGGAUGAACGCCUCGCUGGCAGCCAGUUUAUCAUAACGCUCGGCAAUAACCUUGACUAUCUGAACGACAAGGCAGUGAUAUUCGGGAAGGUGGUAGAGGGAUUCGAUGUCCUGGAGAAGGUCAACACAGCUUUUAUUGACGAUAAGGGCCGGCCACUCAAGGAUAUCCGUAUUCGACAUACUGUCGUGCUCGACGACCCUUACGAUGACCCACCUGGUCUACAGGAACCCCCGGAAAGCCCUCUCCCCACUAAGGCUCAGCUAGCUACUGUCAUGAUUGCGGACGAUGAAGAUCUAGACCAGGAGGUGGACGAAGAAGCUCUGGAAAGGAUGCGGCGAGAGCGUGAGGCGCAGGCACAGGCUUUGACGCUUGAAAUGGUUGGAGACCUUCCGUUCGCGGAAGUGAAGCCACCCGAGAACGUGUUGUUCGUUUGCAAGCUUAACCCAGUCACACAAGACGAGGAUUUGAACCUUAUAUUCAGCCGGUUUGGCAAAAUAUUAUCCUGCGAGGUGAUACGGGAUAAGAAAACAGGUGACAGCCUACAAUACGCGUUUAUUGAAUUUGAAGACCAAAAGGACUGUGAGCAGGCCUACUUUAAGAUGCAGGGGGUGCUAAUCGACGACCAUCGUAUACACGUGGACUUCUCGCAGAGUGUGUCCAAAUUGUCAGACUCAUGGAGAACAGCAACGAAUGCCAAAAGAUCUGGCCAAAGGGGUGGGUUUGGGGGCAUAUCUAACUUGGAGAAGCGACGUCAAUACCGUGCAUCAGACACGGGAGAACAUCGAAGCAAGUAUGGGAUGGUUUUUGAUAAGGACGAUAUACGAAAUAAAGGGCCUCGCUCUUCCAUACCUCAUCGAAGAGAUCGAUCACGAAGUCGAAGUCGAAGCCCUCCGCGAGGUAAAUUCCAUAACAUAUCGCCUAGACGGCGCGAUGGCUAUGACAGGGGCUCAUGGCAAGAAAGGGAAAGACGCAGAAGCCCUCGCCCCACGCACGAUGAACAGGAGUUUGGUCGCUCACAGAGACGGCGGUGA
Microsporum canis CBS 113480 is the source of this 1437-nucleotide messenger RNA. RefSeq names its product peptidyl-prolyl cis-trans isomerase-like 4. Gene Ontology annotation, biological process: protein peptidyl-prolyl isomerization. The record is from RefSeq and is a predicted model, not a curated record. NCBI's taxonomy places the organism in Eukaryota, Fungi, Ascomycota, Eurotiomycetes, Onygenales, Arthrodermataceae. Gene Ontology annotation, molecular function: peptidyl-prolyl cis-trans isomerase activity; RNA binding. Gene Ontology annotation, cellular component: nucleus. The coding region runs from base 1 to 1437 and encodes 478 amino acids. The transcript has 3 exons.